GCUUCCUGCUUCCUGGAGCAUGUUGUAGUACAGAAGACUCCUAUGUGGAAUCAGAUCCUCAAUCAUAAUGUUAAGCCAGGAGGAAGCGGAGGCUCAGAUCUCGGAGCUCGACCUUCUCUCCAGCAUGUUCCCCGGGGAAGAAGAGUUUGCGGUCACUGAUCAGUUGGCGUUGGCGGAGCUGAGAGAAUUUGCAGAAAAGCAAACAGCGGUCACUCCAACCUUUACAAUUCAGUUCACAUUGACUGUGAGACUCGGUGAUGGCAACGCAGACAACAUCCAGGAUGUACUUUCCUUACAUUGUUCAUACCCGCCUCACUACCCAAAUGUCCCACCGGAAAUUGUAGUCAGAUCGCCAGCCCUGAUGCGUUCACAGCAGACUCGGCUUCAUACAGAUCUGAACACGUAUCUAAAAAACAAUUGCAUAGGAGAUGUUUGUAUUUUAAGUGCUGUGGAAUGGGUUAAAGAGAAUUAUUCUACCUACCUGAACAUGGUGUCCCCCAGUGAUCAUCAGAAAGGAACUGGGAUGACUCCUGAAGACAGCAUUUUCACAAGGUUAUGGAUCUACAGUCAUCACAUAUACAACAAACAGAAGAGAAAAUAUAUCAUGGAAUGGUCAGAGGAGUUGGGGCUCUCAGGGUUUAGUAUGCCAGGGAAACCCGGCGUUGUGUGCGUGGAGGGGGCACAGGAGUCUUGUGAAGAGUUUUGGUCCAGAAUAAGAAAACUGACUUGGAAGCGGAUAUUAAUCCGACACAGAGAAGAUGUCCCUUUGUCUUGUUCCCCUUCAGAGGUCCAGAUAAACAUCCAGAAGCUCCGAAAAUUCCCCCCUCUGAAGGAGAUGGCGUUUGAUGCGCACGGAGCCCGGGGGAAUCACAUGGAUCUGGGUCAGCUCUAUCAAUUCCUCCAGGAAAGGGGAUGCUCGGAAGUCUUCCCCAUGUAUUUUGGGAUUGAGGGACGAUAGGAAACAACUAGAAUCAUAAUUAGACUUCUGGAUGUGAAGAAUAUUUCUUCACAACACUCUGGACACUUUUCUUACAGCAAUAAAUUUGUUCAUGAUUUUAAAAUGUU
This is a messenger RNA of Rana temporaria (common frog), 1065 nucleotides long. It is a transcript of the gene RWDD2B, whose product is annotated as RWD domain containing 2B. The record is from RefSeq and is a predicted model, not a curated record. NCBI's taxonomy places the organism in Eukaryota, Metazoa, Chordata, Amphibia, Anura, Ranidae. The transcript has 5 exons. The coding region runs from base 68 to 958 and encodes 296 amino acids. Gene Ontology annotation, molecular function: protein binding.